AUGCCACUGACACCGAAAAAUUACACCUGGCAGCAGAGAUUCAGCACCUCCGAUGACCCUCACGGUGAGGGUGAAUCGUCGGACAUUGUACUGCGCGUGCCGUUUGCCGGAAAUCGUUUUCAACCGGAUGACAUCUUCACAACGGAACGGUUCCUGAAAAUAUCGCGUUCCCCCCACUACUGGGAAUUGUUUCUGUGCGAUUCAAUCGAUCCGGAUGCCAGCCACUGUAGUAUCCUUGAGAAUGAGGUAGUGUUCGAGCUGGUCAAGCAGAACCCAACGGUACGUUGGGAUGCGGUCGAGCUGGAUGUACCACGGGCGGAAAGGACAGCCCUAAAGGAACACUAUCUAGCGCAACACCAAAAGCACUUGGAAGAACGGUCGAAGCAGCGCGCAGUGGAGAAGGAUCGCAAAAAGAAGGACGAAAUACAUCGCCAGAUCGAACGGGAACGGAACGAUCGGUCCGCUAUCGAUACGCUGUUGGAGGAGUCAAAGCAACGCGAACUGAAGCGAAUGGAAUUGGCGAUGGUAAAGGAGUACCGUCCAGAUCCCGCAAAACAUCAACCGGCGAGUCGUUCGAGUUCGUCCAGUACACUCCAUUCCACUGCUGAACCGUGUGUCCCUGAUCCAUCACCGCCCGCAGUGCGCUGUUCCGGUACGCUCGAAGUAACGUUCAGCGAACGAACUUUCAUUACUCCGAAGCGCGAAUCGAUGGAACAGGCCGAACAGGAAUGGACGCGCAAGCAGGCCGCCGCCCGCCGUGCUGUGGGCUUCGCCGAUGACGACCUACGACCGGACGAAAGAAAUCCCGAGUGGUUAAAGCAGCGGGGCGAUACAUUUUUCCAGCAGAAAAACUUUCUUGCCGCCAUUUCGGCGUACAGUGCCGGUAUACGGCUUACCAAGGAUUACUAUGCGCUGUUCCUGAACCGGUCCGCUGCACACUUGGCGCUCGAGAAUUAUCAACGCUGUGCAGAAGAUUGUUCGGCAGCGUUGGAACUUUUGCAACCGCCGGUCGAAGCGAAUCGGAAGGCACGGGUAUCGUGCUUGGCUAGACGUGCUGCCGCACUCGUGAAGCUGGGAUUCCUCCAGCAAGGCUACGACGAAAUGGUGGCCGCCAGUCGUCUCGAUCCAGAGGAGCAAAGCCUGCGGAUCGAGGUGGACCGUUUGAGGCGAUGCAUGGACGAACAGUCAGAAUCGGAUGACUAA
Messenger RNA from Anopheles moucheti, 1203 nucleotides. RefSeq names its product dynein axonemal assembly factor 4-like. Gene Ontology annotation, molecular function: protein binding. The transcript is spliced from 2 exons. The record is from RefSeq and is a predicted model, not a curated record. Bases 1 to 1203 code for a protein of 400 amino acids. NCBI's taxonomy places the organism in Eukaryota, Metazoa, Arthropoda, Insecta, Diptera, Culicidae. Gene Ontology annotation, biological process: outer dynein arm assembly; cilium movement; inner dynein arm assembly.